This is a messenger RNA of Oncorhynchus keta (chum salmon), 4454 nucleotides long. Its product is annotated as zinc finger protein Eos-like. The coding region runs from base 553 to 2016 and encodes 487 amino acids. Gene Ontology annotation, biological process: regulation of transcription by RNA polymerase II. Gene Ontology annotation, molecular function: RNA polymerase II cis-regulatory region sequence-specific DNA binding; DNA-binding transcription factor activity. The transcript has 8 exons. NCBI's taxonomy places the organism in Eukaryota, Metazoa, Chordata, Actinopteri, Salmoniformes, Salmonidae. The record is from RefSeq and is a predicted model, not a curated record.
UUUCCUCAGAAUUAAAAAACGGGACUUUGUAAGUCCUAGGUCCUAUGUGACAUUUAAUGUGCAACAUGUGGGCCAGUGGGGGAAGAUGGCAGUCCUUAGCGGAGCCACAAACUCGAUACACGACAUUCUGUUGAUGAGAAUCCAUGGGAGUUGGAUUAAACCGGUCUGUAUCCCGGAAAUUGUUUAGGAUUUGAGGUAAACGCUGCCGGGAGAUGCUGUCGCCGCAAGAGAAAACAAGCGUAGAACCAGAAAAAUAAAAUCACAGAAUCGAGGCCUAUCGUGACAGUUAGCUGGUGAUAGAAUGGAUGAAGACUGCAAUGGCCAUCCCUACAUGUCAGGCCUGUGUGGUGUGUCUGUCUGUGUGUGUGGACUGCAGGCAGUGGAGACUCUUCGGGGGAGUUUUCAGGGGCCGUGGGAGGUGGGACAGUGAGCACCCCCAACAGCCAGCACACUUCCCCCAGCCGUUCUCUUAGUGCUAACUCCAUCAAAGUGGAACUGUACAGUGACGAGGAGGUGGGCCGUGGCACAGGACCAGAGGAUGAGAAAGGGGACAUGGUGGAGGAGGGGGAUUCUGAGCAGGGAGGAGAGGCAGGAGGUGGCUACAGGGAGCUGGCCAGUCCGGAGCCCAUGUCACCAGGAGGUGCCACCCGGCUGCCCAAUGGGAAACUCAAGUGUGACGUCUGUGGGAUGAUCUGCAUUGGGCCCAAUGUCCUCAUGGUGCACAAACGCAGCCACACAGGUGAGCGGCCAUUCCAGUGCAAUCAGUGUGGGGCCUCCUUUACACAGAAGGGGAACCUGCUGCGUCACAUUAAACUGCACUCAGGGGAGAAGCCCUUUAAAUGUCCCUUCUGCAGCUAUGCAUGCCGCAGACGGGACGCUCUCACCGGCCACGUCCGCACUCACUCGGUGUCGUCUCCCACAGUGGGAAAGCCCUAUAAGUGUAGUUACUGUGGACGCAGCUACAAGCAGCAGAGCACCCUGGAAGAGCACCGCGAAUGCUGCCACAGCUACCUGCAGAGCCUGGAGACACAGAAGCCAGCCAGUGCUCACACUCAAGUAGAGGAGCUGAGGGACCUGGAGUUCAUGCCUGACAACCUGCUACAACCUUCCUCAGACAAGAUUACGUUCAUCGAUCGGCUGGCCAACAGCAUCACCAAACGCAAGAGAUUCACACCACAGAAAUUUGUAGGACAGAAGCACAUGCGCCACAGUCUAGCUGACACGCCUUUCGAGCUCAGCGCCGCCUUUGACAAGGACGGGGAGAAACACCACGGUCUGGACCAGCCACACUACACCGUCCUGGGAGGAGGCUACCUGGGGGUGCCAGGAGCUGGUGGAUCUGAAGGCCUCCAACCCCUAUGGCUGCCACCCCCUCACCCCUCCUGCCUGUCAGAGCUCCGGCCAGUCAUCAGCUCGGCUCACACCCCCAUGGCGCCGCUGGGGCCGAGGCUUGACUGCAUGGGGGCCGGGGCUGGCCUAGGGUCCACAGGAGUGGGGGGCAGGGAGGCUGCAGAGGGUCACGAGGACCUACCACUUGGCCGCAGCCACGCCCCUUCGCCUAGCAACGUUUGCCAGGACUCCACAGACACUGAGAGCAUGCCGGAUGAAGUGUUAAGCAAUGUGGCGCCUGCCCUGCCUCUCCACAACAACAAUCACCACCUCCACUCCAACCACCAACCACCCCCUCCGCCCCUACUGCACCACAGGGGUAGGGACAGACAUAGCCCAAGCCACGCCAGGGAGAGGGAAGAGGAUGGCAACUCUGCCACCCCCCCGGCCCCAGGCUCCCCCACCUCCAGGGAGGUGUUUCGAGUGGUGGACGGAGAGGGGCACGUGUUGCGCUCCUUCCGCUGCGAGCACUGCCGCGUGCUCUUCCUGGACCACGUCAUGUUCACCAUCCACAUGGGCUGCCACGGCUUCCGCCAGCCCUUUGAGUGCAACAUCUGUGGCCAUCGCAGCCAGGACCGCUACGAGUUCUCCUCGCACAUUGUCCGCGGGGAGCACCUGCUAGGCUGAGGGAUGGCUGGGCAGGCCUCUGUACUUAGGUUUUGUUUGUUUUUUUACUCUGAGAGAAGGGCCUGCUUGGGUUUGGUCUGCAUCACAAUAAGGGGUAGGGGUAGUACGAAACUGCUUUUAGUAAAUUAUUUGUGCGAAGGCGUUGAUACUGUUACCACAUAAACCUUGACUUCAAAUAGGCACAUUAGGUCAAUUGCAUCACUUUUAAAAAAGGAAAGAGAAUCCUCACCACUCUGAAUGCACUUUUCAAAAUGCAUGAAUUCUUAAUGAGAAAAUGCACUUUCAAAUAGAUUUUAUUCUGAAGUAAAGGGAGUGAAUGCACUUUUUUUUCUUUUCUCAAAGUGCCUUUCUCUGCUGUGGUCUACCUUUCCUCUCUUAUCCUGGUAAAAACGGGGUGCACAAAACAGCGAUGCUACCAUCUAGACAAUGUGAUUUAUAUGUGACAUUUUGAGUUGUUUCGUCGACUGCACUGUAAAUCAAUAUUUUAACCAAGAUAAAAACAAGAACAGUCAGGCUUCCUUGGAAUUUGUCAAAGCUCUAUUUGAAAAGCACUUAACGGAUCUAUUCCAUUCCGUAACACACCUAGUCCCUGGGGGUGUGGCAGACAGUGUAGAUGGUGUGGCAGACAGAUUGUGUGUAGAUGGUAUAUAUAUUACUGUUGGUCAUUUAUUUUAAUAAGUUGCGGUGCAGACUGGACCCAGGAUCCCAAGUUAAAUGUUCAGAAGAGAUUUGAGGGGUUGGCCUCAAUGAGGAGUGCACUUUUGAAUUUCAGUUUAUGUGUAUGUUUGUUAUUUUGGAAGUUAAAUGAGAGUUUUAGGCUUUUAGCAGUGUGAAUGUCGUGGAAUGGGGUGCAGUAUGUUUGUUUUGUUUCCUUUAAUUGCUUUUGUUGCACUGAGAUACCUGCCGAGAUCAUUUAUAUUUAAAGAAGAUUACAUUUAUGGCCUGCACCUUUCUCUGUGCAACAUGUUGAAAGAAAUAAAACGUUUUUAAAACUCAUUCCACAAAAGAAGAGAGCCACUGCCACUAUUUUGGAGUUGACGUCAACAAAGGGCUGGGAUGAGAUUUUUGGCCAUUUUAGGUCCUUGAUAUCCCACUGCUUUGUGUACUACAAAACAAACCUAAACAUUAUUAUUAUUUACAAGUGAGACUUAAAACAAUUGUAUAUUAAUUGUACUGUGCCUUUCAUGACGUUGACCUGGGGGACAUGUAUUAACAGCCUUGUCUUGCCAACAUAUAUCUUUAUGGAUGAGAAGAUGUAGUUAUUUUGAUGAUAUAACAUGAAAUAUCUUGUCUGCCCCUGCUAAGUAGCCUGCCCAUGCUGAAUGGAUUGCCCUUCACUCGUCACUUUGAUUUGCACAGUCACUCAUUUCUUAAGUAGCCUAAUCAUGUUGAUGUAAAUUGUAUUACAUCGUCCAAAAAGGAAAUAAACAUGUUUUAAAAAAGCACUCGGGCAUAUAAAAGAUUGUAAAAUAUUCUGUUGAUAAGUACAUGUCCAGAAGAUUGUCACCUGCUGCUAAGGCAUAAAUGAGUAGUGUGUGUGGUUGUCCACAGUCCUCUGUGGUUGAGAUUGAGUACGUGGUUCUUCCGAAGUGAUGUUGAAAUGCUUAUUCUUGUUCAAUGAUUUUCCUUUUUUCUCAUUGGACUUGUUUUUAUAGAGCACUGAUGUUGGUAAACAUUUUCCUUGGAAUCAUGACUCAUAGAUCCCUUUGGUCAACUUUGACUACCAAGAUGUAUAGUUUGUAUUUUAUUUUCCACAACAAUGCUUUGCUCAAAGGAACUUGAUGAAUACGCACUUGUGAAUUUAAAAAAAGCACUUACAUUGAGAGAUUAGGAAACUGAGGCUAAGGGGUCAGUUAGGUCCUGAUUGGUUUUGGCAGUUGCCUUACUUGUUUACCUAGCGUCUGCUAAAUGACUUAAAUGUAAAUGUAAUCUCUUUGUCUUCACAGUGAAUGAACUUGGAAGCCCGUGGGGUUUAUAGCUCUUGAUUAGGGCCCCAGAGUUUUCUAUGGUCAAGCAAAACUACUGGCCCUACUUAUGACACAGAUGAAGUAUGACAGACUGGAAAAUCUGCCAUGGGAUUUCUUUAUAAAAUAAAUGAAACUUUACCUCAUAAUUGCCUCUGGGGGGGGAUAACGGUUUGGUGAAUGUUUAUUUCUUUUGGUGGUUAAUUUGACCUUUUAUGUUUUGACAUCGACAGCUCUGUAUCUUCACUAUUUGAUAUUUUAAUACAUUUUACCAAAAAAAGAAGGAAUGUGGCUUUGAAGUGGAGUACAAGAAAAUAUCAGAAAAGAUCUUAAACUAUUUAAUUACAGGGCAUAGUUGCAUUAAUGUUAAUCUGUACUGCUGUUCUAAAUGUAAUGCCUUAUGAAUGGAUAUGUAAUUACUCUUCAAAUUAGAUCAUAUUUAGAAUGUAAAUAAAAAAUGGUUUGAUUAUUGAA